Messenger RNA from Aspergillus fijiensis CBS 313.89, 569 nucleotides. RefSeq lists its product as uncharacterized. The transcript has a single exon. Lineage: Eukaryota; Fungi; Ascomycota; Eurotiomycetes; Eurotiales; Aspergillaceae. The coding region runs from base 16 to 339 and encodes 107 amino acids. The record is from RefSeq and is a predicted model, not a curated record.
CCGCUUGGUCGCAUCAUGGUUGGCCCCAAACCCACCAUUGAGGUCCCAAGGUGGAUGUGGAUUGUCGUGUCUCAUCAAAAUAAGAUUGUUAAAUCACUUAAAAAGAAUUAUGUACGAUCUUAUUUCCUCAAACAACCAAACAAUGGCAUAAUCAGGAUAUUUCGACGGGCAGUGCGUUUGAAUCGAACCCCGUUGUUUCCGCCUCCUCUUUCCCCCCCCCUUUGCCCUCGUUCCUCAACAGCCCCCGCUCUUCCGUCGUCAUCGUCAUCGUCGUCGCUCGUCCUCGUCGUCGCUGUCGUCGGCGGCGCGCGGUCAUACGUGGAUCUGUCCGCAACUUAGUAGCGGUGGACACUAAUUGCUGUGGGUGAAGGAUAAUUCCAUGGAUGGAACGCCUGGUGGGGGAAUUGACUCGUCCCUGGUUCACAUUCAGGGGUAGAAAAGAAUGAUAUCGAGAUGGAGAGAAAUGGAUUGAUGACUGCGCUUAUCAGAGAUAUCAUGGGGGCUGGUCUGCUUUCGUCGCCGGGGGGGGUAGGAGGAGGAAACAAUGUCGCCUGACUACUACUAACUAC